Aspergillus mulundensis is the source of this 2625-nucleotide messenger RNA. Its product is annotated as putative DUF221 domain protein. Bases 1 to 2625 code for a protein of 874 amino acids. Gene Ontology annotation, cellular component: plasma membrane. Gene Ontology annotation, molecular function: calcium-activated cation channel activity. Lineage: Eukaryota; Fungi; Ascomycota; Eurotiomycetes; Eurotiales; Aspergillaceae. The transcript is spliced from 4 exons. The record is from RefSeq and is a predicted model, not a curated record.
AUGGCUGACGACAACCCUCAAAAUGCCUCCAAUUCUGCCUCCAGUCUCGUCACCGUGCUGAUCCCCUCCCUGAUCGUCGCAGUCGCCAUGGUCUUGGUCUUCGUGAUCUUGCGACGGAGCGAGCGCCGGAUGUAUAUGCCUCGAACCUACCUUGGUUUCCUCCGCGAUCGGCAGAAGACGCCUCCUUCAUCGACUGGGCUGGUGGGUUGGAUUAAGGAUAUGUACAAGCUGCCCGACGAAUACGUUCUCCAACACCAUUCCAUGGACGCCUACCUCCUCCUUCGUUUCCUCAAGAUCAUCACGAUGAUUUGCUUCGUCGGCGCGUGUAUAACCUUCCCGAUCCUAUUCCCAAUCAAUGCAACCGGUGGUGCGGGGAAGGAACAGCUGGAUAUUCUGAGCAUGUCCAAUGUUGACUCCUCAGAUUACGCACGUUACUUUGCGCAUGCGCUCGUGGCCUGGGUUUUCGUUGGAUUUGUUUUCUUCACCGUCACCCGCGAGAGUCUUUUCUACAUAAACCUCCGCCAGGCAUAUUCGCUUUCUCGCUCCUACGCAAGUCGCUUGUCUUCUCGGACUGUCCUUUUCACGGCUGUUCCAGAGGAGUAUCAGAGCGUUGAGAAGAUCCGAUUCAUGUUUGGCGCAGACAAAAUCAAGAAUGUGUGGCUCACGACGAACACAGCCGAUCUGGCAGACAAGGUUGACAACCGCCAAUCUGCAGCCAUCAAACUCGAGGCUGCUGAAACGAAGCUGAUUCGAAUGGCCAAUGCUGCUCGACUCAAACAACUGAAGAAAAAUGGAGGCGCUGAAGAACAGUCUACCACUUUGGAAACCACUGAGGACGAUGGCGAAUCCGGCUCUGUCGCGGCUCGCUGGGUGAAACCCAAGGACCGACCUACUCAUCGACUCAAGUUCCUUAUCGGCAAGAAGGUCGAUACGAUUAACUGGGCCAGAUCAGAAAUCGAACGUCUCACGCCUGAGAUUGAGGAGCUCCAAGCUCAACACAGAGCAGGCGAGGCCAAACUAGUUUCGUCCGUUUUUGUUGAAUUCUACUCGCAGGCCGAUGCGCAAGCGGCUUUCCAGUCCGUGGCUCACAAUCUUCCCCUGCACAUGGCUCCGCGAUACAUUGGUAUCGAGCCUACUCAAGUCAUUUGGUCCAACUUACGAAUCAAGUGGUGGGAGCGCAUCAUCCGAUACGGAGCAUCGAUUGCAUUUGUCUCAGCCAUGGUUGUCUUUUGGGCUAUUCCCACGGCUUUUGUUGGUUCUCUCUCCAACAUUAACAACCUGACAAACCUGGUCCCUUUCCUCAGUUUCAUCGAAGACGUGCCAUCCUGGAUUUUGGGUGCCAUUACCGGUCUACUUCCUACCAUCUUGAUGGCCGUACUUAUGGCCUUGGUCCCCAUUGUUUUGCGAUUAAUGGCGAAGAUUGGUGGUGCACCUACCCUGGCUGAGGUUGAAUUGACGACACAAAACUUCUACUUCCUUUUCCAGGUGGUUCAAGUCUUCUUGGUCGUCACUCUUGCUUCCUCGGCCUCCAGUGUUGUUACCAAGAUUAUCGACGACCCUACGUCUGCAGUCGACUUGCUCGCCAACAAUCUUCCCCAGUCAUCCAACUUUUACAUUUCGUACAUUGUUCUGCAGGGAUUGUCGUUCAGCUCGGGUGCCCUUUUGCAGAUUGGGGGGUUGAUUGUUGGAAAGAUCCUUGGGCGUCUCUUGGAUAAGACUCCCCGGAAGAUGUACAGCCGGUGGUCAAAUCUUGCAGGGCUAGGUUGGGGUACUGUGUAUCCUGUUGUCACCCUCUUGAGUGUCAUUGCAAUUACUUACUCGUGCAUCGCACCCCUGGUUCUUGGCUUCGCAACCAUUGGCCUGUACCUCUUCUAUUUUGCCUACCGGUACAACUUGCUCUAUGUGUCCAACGCCAACAUCGACACCCAAGGCAGGGCUUUCGCGCGGGCCUUGAAGCACAUCUUGGUUGGAUGCUACCUACUGGUGGUCUGCCUGAUCGGUCUUUUUGCUAUCGGGGCUGGUGGAAACGCAGUUGCCGUUGGUCCCUUAGUCCUCGCCAUCAUCCUCCUCAUCACGAUGAUCAUUUACCACGUCUCUCUCAACUCUGCCCUUGAACCUCUGAUCAACUACCUCCCCAAGAACCUUGAGGCGGAAGAGGAAGCGCUUCUCUCGCGGGAGGCUACUGCGGCCAACGGCGAGCACGACGGAACUGCCACCGCUUCCGCGGCCGACGGCCACGCCGCCGACAACGUCGACUCCGCCGAAAAGGGUCUCACUCUGGCAACCCCGGGUGACCCUAAGGCCAACUUCCUUGCCAAGUAUCUCCGACCCGACAAGUACGCCGGGUACCGUCAGCUGCGCACGCUCGUGCCCAACGGCGCGGAAAUUGUUACCUACCCCCCUGAGGUCGAGCGGAACGCUUACUACCACCCUGCCAUCGGUGCCCAGGCGCCGCUCCUCUGGAUUCCCCGUGACGAGAUGGGCAUUAGUGCUCAAGAAAUUGCUCAUACCAGUCGCGUCAUUGCCAUCACCGACGAGGACGCCUGGUUGGAUGAGAAGAACCACAUCGUUUGGAAUGUUGAAAAGGGUGUCCCUCCCAUCUUUGAAGAGAAGAUUUACUACUAA